Drosophila nasuta is the source of this 2470-nucleotide messenger RNA. RefSeq names its product Alg13 UDP-N-acetylglucosaminyltransferase subunit (gene Alg13). Lineage: Eukaryota; Metazoa; Arthropoda; Insecta; Diptera; Drosophilidae. The record is from RefSeq and is a predicted model, not a curated record. Gene Ontology annotation, molecular function: hexosyltransferase activity. Gene Ontology annotation, biological process: dolichol-linked oligosaccharide biosynthetic process. Bases 87 to 602 code for a protein of 171 amino acids. The transcript has a single exon.
AUUUUGUAUAUUCCGCUUGCAGCUACGUUUUUGCUUUGUAAUUGUUUUUCUUGCUAGUUGGAAUUUUAUAGAUUUGCAUUUUCAAUAUGCAUUUUAAAGUUGUUUAUGUGACUGUUGGCACCACCAAAUUCGAUGGACUCAUCCGAGCGAUGACAUCAGAUGCAGGUUUAUAUGCAUUGCAAAAACGCAAAUGCCAGAAACUUGUUUUGCAGCAUGGAAACUCAUUGCCUGCUGAGGAAUCCGAACUGAAGCUUAUCAAUGAAAAAUACGGCAUCGAGGUAGAGCAAUACAAGUUCCGCCCAAAUAUAGAGGAUAUCAAAGGAGCAGAUUUGAUUAUCGGACAUGCGGGUGCAGGCACCUGCAUGGAUAUAUUGAACAAUCAGAAACCCGGAAUUAUUGUUGUCAACGAUGAACUAAUGGACAAUCAUCAACUUGAAUUGGCUGGACAAUUGGCAGCCGAGGAGUAUUUGUUCUACUGUCGAGUGAGCGAGUUAGCCAGAAGUCUAGCCAUACUGGACUUUGACUUCCUUAAACCUUACAGAGUAAAUAAAGCUAAUAUGGCAAAGUUUGUGAAUGCUUUGAAUGGACUGAUGAGACAAUAGACCAGAUUUGUUUUUCGCCCUCGACAUCCGAAGUGGACGCCUAGGCUAAGCUAUAUGUGUAUAUAUUUUGAGUAAACACGAUUACAUGAACAUUAGACGACGAUAUUAUAAAUGUGGCUAUACGUUAUAUAUAUAUAAAUUCACGUUAAUUAAACAUUAAUAUAGAACGACAAUUACUAAGCAUAUUUUAAAUUCCUUUAUAAUUUUUUUUAUAAUCUUCUGCAUAAGCAAUGAGACUCCUUGACAUGCUUUGGUUGUUGUUUAACUGCUGCUGAGUCAACUAAUUAUUUAUUCGGCAUCCCCGGAAGCAGAGCCGCCGUUUUCAAUGAUGCUGUCGAAGGAGAAGGGCUGGAAAGCAUAUCCUUGACCCAAAUAGAAUUUGCUCUGGAAUUCGACCCUGUGAAUGUUGUAAAAUAUAAUUAGUAAAUAUCAGAAUUUGUGACAUUGCAGUGCUAGACAAACCAAUGCAGACGCAGCGUGUGCAGGAAGGCUGAUAAUCCCUCCAUCAAGACCAAAAUGCCUACGGUUAGAAUGGCCCAGAAGGCAAAGACGACGGUGACAAAGACGCCGCCAUACCAGCCUUCUUUGUUCAGGCCAAUGGACAAGACCAUUGUCCACAAGACCUCGGCAAGUUCUGUCAAAUACAGAGUAUAAAAUUAGCCAAGAUUGCAAUAUAAAGUUGAAAAAGAGAAACUUACGGGCAUGAGCAAGCGAAAGAGCCCAAAGACGCAAAUAGGAUGCAGUGUGUGACACCGAACCGAGCACAUACUCAAUGGUGUGAAUGCCCUGAUGUAUGAAUAUCUCGGACAUCUCCUCCUCGUCAUGAUGUCCAGCGCCGCCAUGGCCACCGCCUCCUACGCCAUUGGACAUGCCGCCCACCUCAGCAUCGGCACCAGUUAUGGGCUGCACCUAUAUUUGUGUGAAUAGAAAUAGAGAUUAGUGUUGAAUUCUUCUGGGUGACUCGAAACUAGGUGACAAAACAAAUGACACGACUAACCUCUUCCUUUAGCAUUUUUUGGAUAUUUGGUGUAAAGUUUUUGGUUUGUUUGUUUGGGUGUGAUUUAUUGGUUGGGUUAGUUGAAAAGGUACGAGGCAAGGUACAAAUAAACAGAAGUGCAAACAUAAGUUCAGCUGUUAAAUGUAAAUUGUCUUAUAAUGUGGCUCUAAUGUGGGGUGACUAGUGAAUGCAUGAGGCGAGGCACAGAGAUCAAAUGUAGGUGACAUCAACUACUUACGUUGGCCAGCUUGCGAGCCUGCAUAAUCUUGAUGGGUUUGCCCAGCAGCAUGACGGGAAUGCAGCCAAGUGCGACGAGCACAAAGACAACCUGUAUGAAAUGCUGUCCCCAGAACAUGUAGACUUCACAUCCCUGUGCUGGUGUCUUUGGAGUAUUGAACAACACCAUGUCAAUGAACGUGAUGAGAAUCGAAGGAGCACAAGACUCGCUAUAUGGCACUGCAAACAACGAAGUGAAUUAUAGAAAGUGUAAAGCAGUAACUUCGACAACUUACUUUUGUUGGUAGCCGCAUAACGAUUCCAUUUGAUAAACAUCAACAGCACCAUGUAGAAGAAGAGCAGCAGCAAGAAGACCAACUGUGGAAUAAACUCGUAGAUCAGCGACAAACGGUUCCGGAAGUAUGUGUGAUUGUGCCAGCUCAUGACAACGCCAAAGAUCAUAUGCAAAACGCCAAAUAUGAUGGAGAUCUUCAUUUUGUAGGCAUUUUGAAAGACGAUCUUAUUCGAGGUGGCGACCUGCCAAAUGGGAUCCAUGCCAAACGGAUACGGAGUGCCCUCGUAGUCGCUCGUUGCCGGACUCAACUGCAGCAUCUUGUUGUUCCACACCGUCGACUUGUUGUACGAUACAUGCCAA